AUGACCACGCGCGCGGGGCGCGAGGAGUGCAUGACGGCGGCGGCACGCCUCUUGCCCGGUGACGUGCUGGUGCUGCCUCCCGAUGGCUGUGUCAUACCCUGCGAUGCCAUGCUGCUCACUGGCACCUGCAUCGUCAACGAGAGCAUGCUCACAGGCGAAAGUGUGCCAGUGAUGAAAGGACCACCUUGCGUCUCUCCCGAAGUAUAUUCGACGGAGACCCACAAAAGGCAUACAUUAUUUGCAGGAACACAUGUCAUACAAACAAGAUUUUAUGGUAAUAAUCAGGUGCUUGCGAAGGUUGUGCGCACAGGCUUCUACACUGCAAAGGGUGAACUUAUCAAGAGUAUUUUGUUCCCAAAACGAUUUGUUUUUGAGUUCUACAAGGAUGCGGUCAAAUUCGUCAUAUUCAUGUUCUGCAUUGCUGCUAUGGGAAUGGCAUACUCGGUGUGGCUGUACAUUUUGCGAGGAAGCUCACCUGGUACAAUAGUGCUGCGUACACUUGACAUCAUAACGAUCGUGGUGCCGCCCGCGCUGCCGGCCGCGAUGACCGCCGGCAUCGUGUACAGUCAGCAGCGGCUGCGCAGGAACAAGAUAUUCUGCGUCUCGCCGCCGCGCAUCAUCAUCUGCGGCAAGCUGCAGGUUAUGUGCUUCGAUAAGACGGGUACUCUUACAGAAGACGGCUUGGACCUCUAUGCCGUGAUACCUUCAUAUAUCGGCGAAAAGUUCGGUCGAUGUGUAGUAGAAAUAGCGGCGCUGUCUGUAUCGAGUCCACUAGUGCAAGCGCUCGCUUCUUGCCAUUCGCUUACGAGCAUACAAGGACAGUUGAAAGGCGAUCCAUUGGACUUGAAAAUGUUUGAAUUCACUCAAUGGAUCCUCGAGGAACCUGGUCCAGAAAACACACGUUAUGACAACCUCACACCAGCCAUAGUAAAGCCGUCUACAGCACACAGUGAAAAUCUACAGAACUUGGAUAAUUAUGAUUCUCUUACUAUGGAAAUGCCCUAUGAGAUUGGUUUGCUGCGUAGAUUCCAUUUCUCUUCAUCACAGCAAUCAAUGGGUGUUAUUGCAAGGGUACUUGGGCAGCCACAGAUGGUCUAUUUCGUUAAAGGAGCACCGGAAAAGGUUGCGGGCAUGUGUGAUCCGGCAACACUUCCAGAAAACUUCAGCACAGUCCUCCACGAAUACACUUCAAAUGGUUUCCGUGUGAUCGGCCUCGCACAUAAGAAGCUCGAUCGUAAAAUGAAAUGGGUUGACGCACAGAGGAUCAAAAGAGAGAGCCUUGAAUGCGACAUGGUGUUUUUGGGUUUUCUAGUCAUGCAAAAUAGCCUCAAACCUGAAACUUCACAAGUAAUCAAGGAGCUCCAUGAUGCUCACAUGAGACAGAUCAUGGUGACAGGAGACAACAUAAUGACCGCUAUGUCGGUGGCGAGAGGAUGCAAUAUGGUGCAACCACAUCAGAAACUUGUAUUGGUUACUGUUGGCCAGCAGCAAACGAACGACUCUCGACCGCCACUCAGCAUGGAGGUCGUUGGUGAGGGAGGCCCACCAUUACUGUCAAUGGAUGCAUAUGUUUUGGCUUUAGAAGGUAAAACGUGGGCUGUCAUACGGACACACUAUCCUGAAAUGAUGCCAACAGUCUUAAGCAAAGGUAUGAUAUUCGGUCGAUUUGGACCAGACCAGAAGACUCAGCUCAUCACUGCUUUGCAAGGCGAAGGCUUAAUUGUAGGAAUGUGUGGCGAUGGAGCUAACGAUUGUGGGGCAUUAAAGGCUGCUCAUGUUGGCAUUUCACUUUCUGAAGCAGACGCAUCAGUGGCAGCUCCGUUCACCUCUCAAGAGCAGAAUAUAAGAUGCGUGAAACUCCUUGCCUUAGAAGGGCGAUGCGCUCUUAGUACUUCCUUUGCAAUCUUCAAAUAUAUGGCUCUGUACUCGCUCAUUCAGUUCUUCUCUAUUCUUAUCCUUUAUAAUUACUACUCGAUCCUGGGGAACAACCAGUUCCUGUACAUCGACCUGGUGCUGACGACGCUGCUGGCGCUGUCGCUGGGGCGCGCGGCGCCGGGCCCGCGGCUCACGCGGCGCUCGCCGCCCGUGUCGCUGGUGGCGGCGCCCAGCCUGCUGCCGCUCACGGCGCAGGUCGCGCUCGUGCUGGCGCUGCAGCUCGCCGCCGUCUACUUGCUGCACUCGCAGCCCUGGCAUGUCUCAGUGGAAGGGGGACCUGACGUGGAACAAGUGCUUUGCUGGGAAAACACAGUCAUAUUUAUCAUUUCUUCAUUCCAAUAUUUGAUAAUGGCGUGCGUGUAUGCUAAGGGUUGGCCAUACCGUCAGCCUUUCUGUGCCAAUUAUUAUAUGGUAAUAACACUAGUAACACAAUCUAUAUUUGUGAUUGUACUCAUACUGGCCCCAUGGACAUGGUUAGCGAAUCUAAUGGAGGUUGAAGUCAUGAAUGUGGCAGAGACAGAACAGAACAUUUUCCGCAUUUAUUUACUGAUCAUACCAAUACUUCAUUUGUUACUGGCUAUUGCUAUUGAGGCAACCCUGUCAGAAGCGGAACGGUUCAGUUCAUUCUUCCGUCUGAUUCGACGAAGAUGUUCUGACAAGGAGGAAGUGGCGGCCGACGCCUCAUGCCCUCUUUGGGUUCCACACUCACCGGCUCACGUAUGCUGA
Messenger RNA from Parnassius apollo (apollo), 2661 nucleotides. Lineage: Eukaryota; Metazoa; Arthropoda; Insecta; Lepidoptera; Papilionidae. The record is from the annotation of a GenBank genome assembly.